CGGCGGGCCCGGGAGGAGAGGCGCGGAGGGGAGCGGAGCUAUGCUAAACCCGGGGUACCGCUGAGGCGGGGCGGGCCAGGCCAGAGGCGGGGGCUCUCCGGCGGCGGGCGCGCAGGGGCCCGGCUCCCGAGGCGGCGGCAGGCAGCAUCUCGGCGCGGGGAGCGGCUCCGCAGCCACCGGGCCAAUGAACAUGUCAGUGUUGACUUUGCAGGAAUACGAAUUCGAGAAGCAGUUCAACGAGCAUGCGGCCAUCCAGUGGAUGCAGGAGAACUGGAAGAAAUCAUUCUUGUUUUCAGCUCUGUACGCUGCCUUUAUAUUUGGUGGUCGGCACCUAAUGAACAAACGAGCAAAAUUUGAACUGAGGAAGCCUCUAGUGCUCUGGUCUUUGAGCCUCGCCGUCUUCAGUAUAUUCGGUGCUGUUCGAACUGGUGCUUAUAUGCUGUACAUUUUGAUGACCAAAGGCCUGAAACAGUCAGUGUGUGACCAGAGUUUUUACAUUGGACCUGUCAGCAAAUUCUGGGCAUAUGCAUUUGUGCUAAGCAAAGCACCCGAACUAGGUGAUACAAUAUUCAUUAUUCUUAGGAAGCAGAAGCUCAUCUUCUUACACUGGUACCAUCACAUUACUGUGUUACUUUACUCUUGGUACUCCUACAAGGACAUGGUGGCUGGCGGGGGCUGGUUCAUGACCAUGAACUAUGGAGUGCACGCCGUCAUGUACUCGUACUAUGCCUUGCGGGCUGCCGGCUUCAGGGUCUCGCGCAAGUUCGCCAUGUUCAUCACCCUGUCGCAGAUCACUCAGAUGUUGAUCGGUUGCGUGAUCAAUUACCUGGUCUUCUCCUGGAUGCAGCAUGGCCAGUGCCAUUCCCACGUGCAGAACAUCAUCUGGUCCUCUCUCAUGUACCUCAGCUACUUUGUGCUCUUCUGCCAUUUUUUCUUUGAGGCCUAUAUCGGCAAAACCAGAAAAGAAAGGAAGGUUGACUAGAGGUAGAAACGAGAAGCCAUAGCUCAGGGUCAUCAAGAAAAACAAAAUUAUAAGAAAAAAAAAAAAGGCACAAGGAAACACAUAUAUGUAUGGUGCAGCUAAAACUUGGCAGCUUAGGGAAAGUUAGCAUGGUUUAACCCAGUAAGUUUAUGAUCCUAUCAUGGUGAGGACUCACUGAAUUCUACUCUAUCUCAAAGGACUGCUGAUGAAAGGCAACUUCCUUCUUGUACCUCUCUGCUCUAGAAAAGAAGGAAAAAAGAAGAGAAAAAUCAAGAAAAAGAAAGAAAAAAAGAGAGAAGAAAAGAGAAAUGGAAUAAUGUUAAGGGGGGAGAAAAAAGUACAUUUAAUAAGCAGUGAGUUUCCCCAAGGUGGAGUAGAGACUUUUAUUUAAAAAAAGAAAAAAGGUUUCUAAAUCCUUUCUAAUAAUUUCUCUGCAUUAAACAAACAAACAAAAAAAAGCAGAGGUGACAAAAAAAUCUGUCUAUAAUAACACCAGGAUUGCAGAAUUAAAAUCUUUUCCAUAGAAGGUUAAUACCUUCAGCCAAAAUGAAGCCCAAAAAGAUGUUUCCUGCAUGGAAACUGGCUGAACUCCACACUGUGGUUAUGUAUGGAAGAGAUUGAUUUCUCUGCUAUGUACUCUGCCAGGAGAGCAGAUCUGGGAUACAGAGUGACCUCCCUCAGAAGGUGGAAAGGAGCAGUAUUACAAGAGUUUAAUGUGAAAAGAUGCACUGUUGCAAUACAUAUCUCAGAGAGUGCAUUUCCAAGUGCAUUUUUCAGUUAAAGGCAAGGAAUUUCUGCAGCAGGAUAAGUCAUAGAGGGUUAAAUCAAUCAAUAUUUGCUAAAUAACCAGGGGCUAAUAGCGGAGGGAUAUUAAGAAAGGAGAGGGAGACAGCUCCCCUCGCAAGAUUUUUAGGAAUUAUCCAUUGCUCUUAAUUUAGCCCGCAGCAACACCAAAUUAAAUCGGGGAAAUCGGGAGAAAUCACAGUUAGCAAGAAGAGAGUGAUUUAUCUGCCCACUGUUUUCAGAACAGAGCCCUGUGGUACAGUCUGGAUUCUGUGUUUUUGCAGACACUAGAAUGCCUGCCUGAGUUGGGAGAGGUGGCAGGACUGUGUGACAUUGGGUAUCACUGUGCUUCUGCAUCUGCCUCCUGGGCAGUGCAAAGAUGUUCAAAGUGCCCUCCUCUGGUCAUGUGGAGAUACUACUACAAAACAUACCUGGAAUAGGUUUUUCUUGAAAUUUGUGUAGAAAAGAAUUAGUCUAAAUCAAGUAAUUUUGCUGCAACAGCUUGACUCUAAAGUCCAGAGAGAGUAAUCUUUCAUUAAAUAAAUAUAUCUCUGCAGAAUCUGUACUGUAACAUCAGACUGACUGCUUAAGAAGACACUCUUUCUUCUCUGAAGUCAGCUACAGAUACAAAGAGAAAUGUAUUUCACUCUGAACCUUAGAGAGUUAGUUGAGAACAGCCAUAUUCUUUCAAAGACAAGUAGAUUGCAUUAUAUGUGAUAUUCCAGUCCUUACAAAGCCAAAUAAAAUGUGUAAAAGUUCCUAGUAUUUCAAAGACGCAAGUAUGUAAACUUGAUGUUAAAUGUGUUAAUGUAGUAUUCUAAAUUGUAACAGCUAGGUAGUUUAACUAAACAAUUAGAAGAACUAGAUCAACAAAAUAGGGACUGCUGUUCUGCAUAGAAUAUACACACACCUAUAACUACACCCAUAUCCACAUUCUGUGAAUUGUCAACAAGAAAAAACAGCCCAGUGGCAGAGAAUCACAUUUCCUGGCUAAUGCAAAAGAUUGUCAUUAUCUUUCUUGCUUUAAUUUGAGAUUGUACAGUACAAAGGGUUUUUUUAAUUAUGAUUUUUAGCUUUAAUUGUGCUGUCAUUCAUGAAACGGAGCUGCUUUAGUAUCCUGUUAAGAGAUGACAAGGGCUUUCGGUGUCUCAUUAUAUACAAAAGAAAAACAAAUAAAGUUACAUUCCAUAUUA
Haemorhous mexicanus (house finch) is the source of this 2958-nucleotide messenger RNA. RefSeq names its product ELOVL fatty acid elongase 6 (gene ELOVL6). Gene Ontology annotation, biological process: fatty acid elongation, saturated fatty acid; fatty acid elongation, monounsaturated fatty acid; fatty acid elongation, polyunsaturated fatty acid. Gene Ontology annotation, cellular component: endoplasmic reticulum; endoplasmic reticulum membrane. The coding region runs from base 185 to 982 and encodes 265 amino acids. The record is from RefSeq and is a predicted model, not a curated record. Gene Ontology annotation, molecular function: fatty acid elongase activity. The transcript is spliced from 4 exons. Lineage: Eukaryota; Metazoa; Chordata; Aves; Passeriformes; Fringillidae.